Fomitopsis serialis is the source of this 2298-nucleotide messenger RNA. RefSeq lists its product as uncharacterized. Lineage: Eukaryota; Fungi; Basidiomycota; Agaricomycetes; Polyporales; Fomitopsidaceae. The transcript has 11 exons. Bases 1 to 2298 code for a protein of 765 amino acids. Gene Ontology annotation, molecular function: protein binding. Gene Ontology annotation, biological process: transcription by RNA polymerase III. The record is from RefSeq and is a predicted model, not a curated record. Gene Ontology annotation, cellular component: transcription factor TFIIIC complex.
AUGGCCAGACAACUGCGCUCUCGAGCCUCUCGCCCGAACUAUGCCGCCUUGUUCCAGUAUGACGAAGAUGAAGACGAUGGCGCGGGACCGUCGAGUCAACCUGUGCUCGAAGAUGAGGGCGACAGCGGCAGCGACUUCGCGCCAGGCGAAGUCCCCGACCAAGCCGCCGAGGAAGACGAUGACAUGGUAGACGAAGAUGCAGAGGCGGAAGAAGAUGUACCAGAGGAGGAAGGCUCACGAGAACCCUCCAUAGGCCUUGCCUCCGACGUAGGCGAACCAUUCACCGCGGCUAGCACCCGAAAGCCCAAAGCCAAAGCCAUGCCCGGAUUGUCGUCAAAACCCAGAAAAUACGCCCUGCCUAGUGUCCACCACCGACACCGAGCUUUGCCUUUGUUUGACAGGUCUGGACCCGUUGAAAAACUGGUACAUUGCCCUGCGCCGUUUGGCUCGCCUCGAAUAUCGCCUACCAACAGCUGGUCUGUCAACCCAACCAUUCUUGAGCGCAUAAGCAAGGCUUGGGGAUCCAAUGUAGGCCCGGGUCCGCUGUGGGACUUGCUUGAAGACCGGGCAUGGUUCAAAGAGUCUGUGGCUAGUGGGGGUGAGAAGACGGCUGAUGAGAGGUAUCGGAGGCCGCGGGUUCAUGAAGGUGUCAGGGCACAAGGACUUGAGAUUCUCGACACGCAACAAGCUUCUCCGUACCUUCCAAUGGACGUGACGGCUACGGAGAAAGGAGUACCCAAGCUUCCGCCGCCCGUCCCGUGUUCCUUCGGUCCAUAUGGCAGACAGACGCGUAUCGAAAUGAGUAUGUUCGAAACGCGUAAAAUCGCGGACUUCAUACAGGGAAGCAAGGCCCAUGUGUUCAACCCUGGUGCACCCGUGUGGGCUCUGGACUGGUGCCCAAUACACCCAGAUGAUCGAGGUCGCCUUCGGUACAAACAAUACCUCGCCGUCGCGCCCUUUCCGUCAAGCACGCACUCGCCCACCAUCGGCGUUCGUGCACAACGACCCAUGCAUGCAUGUAUCCAGAUAUGGUCGCUGAGCCGAUCUUCUGACGCCAUGGACGUCGACGAGAGCACUGACGUGGAUAACGGCGACGACCCAGGGGAGAUGCGAUGCGAGAUGGUGAUAUGCAUCGAGAGCGGACCUGCGUUUGAGCUCAAAUGGUGUCCAUUACCGGCUAAUGACGCCGUCGAUGAGGCCAAUCCCACACAACCGAGGAAGCUCGGCGUUAUAGCUGGCACCUUCGAGGAUGGCUCCUUGUCGCUAUACACCAUCCCGGAUCCUGCCAGUCUGCACACUGACGGGAGUCAGCCAUCACAACCAAUAUACGUCAGGUUUGCGGAACCCUUGCUGAGAUUUGAACUCGAGGAGACGAUGUGUUGGGGGAUGGAUUGGGCUAAUAGCGAAGUGAUCGCUGUCGGCUGCACAAACGGAUCAAUCGCCGUAUUCAACAUUGCUGAUGCUCUCAAGCGGCCCGAAGAGAGAACACCCACACACUACUUUGUCGUACACCAAUCCGCCAUACGCACGCUCGCCUGGGUGCGCGCGCCGGUUGUGUCUGCGUCCGGCGAGCGGAGUGCAGACCACCCCACGGUGAUCACCAGCGGAGGAUACGACGGACUUGAGUGCGUCACCGACAUCCGUGACCUUGUGGGGAACGCCAUCAACCGGACAAGAGAUGUGGUCAAUUCGAUGGCGUAUUCGACUUGGUGCGGCGGACCUGUCACCUCUGACAAUGAGAAUACCAUCAAAGCGUACUCGCUUUCGCCGAGUAUGCUUGGGAGAGGUCAAGCUCUCCUCGAACCCGAUGGACCUGUUUGGAGCUUGGCGGUGUCGGACUACCAUCCUCAGCUAGCUGUUGGUGUGACGGAUGGCAGCCUGCUAACAACGAAUACAGUGCGGGCGACGCGACGCGGUGGCGCUAAUCCAUUCCUCAUACACAGGAUCUACCAACUAGACUACAGUCGGAAAGAUCAUGAAUGGCGCAUGCUGGAGAAGUUUCUGCCCAAGGAAGUGAUCAUUCGUUCUACCAAGGCCGCCGCUCGCGCGAAACAGGAUUUGCCCAUUGUAACUGGAGCGUGGCCUGCGCAGGUUGGCGUGCAGCGUGCGGUGUGGAACUCGGGGAACGGCCUUCGCGCGGCACCGUACCUCGCCUCGUCGACCGGCUCGGGGCUCUGCCGUGUCGACUGGCUGCUCGGUCGCUGGAACAGAGACAGGAUACCGUACAAUGGCGUGGAUCGCAUCCGGGGCGAGGUAGCGGUGGACGGAAAAGAGGAGGACUCGGACUCAGACGGCUGA